CCGAACUCGAAAACUUCCUCGGAAAAGCGACGAUGCUCGCCCGGUCACCGCCCGCCCGCCACGGCGUCGACGCGAUCCUCAACCCGUACGACGAGCACGACCUGAGCCACGACGACGACGACAGCCACCACGCCACCGCCACCUCGGAGAAGCCCAAGUUCUACAUGGAGAAGCUGCACUGUCUCCUCGACGACUGCCCCGCCGACAUUGCGCUCUGGAACGCCGACGGCACGGCCUUUACGGUGCUCGACGCGCCGGCCUUUGAGCGCCGCGUCCUCCCGCUCUACUUUAAACGCAUAAAGUUUGACAGCUUUGCGCGGCAGCUCAACUCGUACGGCUUCAAGCGCGGGAAGAAGCGCCAUGGCCAUAUCUACGAGUUCCAGCACCCGCAGUUUCGCCGUGGUGAGCGCGACCAGCUGCCGACGAUGAAGUCGCGCAUGGGCGCGCCCGACACGCAGGAGACGCUGCAGACGCGGAUAGACCAGCUCACGGACGUGACCGAAACCCUCAAAGCCGAAGUCGAUGCGAUGAAGGAGAUGCUGCACAUGCUGCUGCAAAAGAAGCUACUCAAGGCCAAGCAGCGACAGCGCGCGGCCUCCCGCGACGACUAACAGUCGUGUCUAUAUAUCUAUAUAACUAUAAGUCGUGCCGUAUCUUA
Saprolegnia diclina VS20 is the source of this 658-nucleotide messenger RNA. RefSeq lists its product as hypothetical. Lineage: Eukaryota; Oomycota; Saprolegniomycetes; Saprolegniales; Saprolegniaceae. Bases 33 to 611 code for a protein of 192 amino acids. Gene Ontology annotation, molecular function: sequence-specific DNA binding; DNA-binding transcription factor activity. The record is from RefSeq and is a predicted model, not a curated record. Gene Ontology annotation, biological process: regulation of DNA-templated transcription. The transcript has a single exon.